This is a messenger RNA of Callorhinchus milii (elephant shark), 708 nucleotides long. Its product is annotated as myosin light chain 5. Gene Ontology annotation, cellular component: cytoplasm. Gene Ontology annotation, molecular function: calcium ion binding. Bases 85 to 606 code for a protein of 173 amino acids. The transcript has 7 exons. The record is from RefSeq and is a predicted model, not a curated record. NCBI's taxonomy places the organism in Eukaryota, Metazoa, Chordata, Chondrichthyes, Chimaeriformes, Callorhinchidae.
CAUUUUGUCCCCCCAUCCUACAGCCUUCCCAGCUAUAUAAACCACAGCCCUGGGACACAUAGCAACACAGGGGCACAGGCAAGCAUGGCCAGCAGAAAGACCAAAAAGAAGGAGGGAGGCGCCAAGCGAGCCCAGAGAGCUUCGUCCAAUGUGUUCUCCAGCUUUGAGCAAACUCAGAUCCAGGAAUUCAAAGAAGCUUUCACAUUGAUUGACCAGAACAGAGAUGGUUUCAUUGACAAGGAGGAUUUGAAAGAUACUUAUGCCUCCCUGGGCAAACUCAACGUAAAAGAUGACGAGCUGGAAUCGAUGUUGCAAGAAGCUACGGGACCGAUCAACUUUACCAUGUUUUUAAAUCUAUUUGGAGCGAAGCUACAUGGUUCCGAUCCAGAAGAAGUGCUGAUAAACGCAUUCAAAAUGUUUGACCCCGAAGCCAAAGGAAACAUCAACAAAGAAGAGUUAAAACGCUCGCUAAUGACACAAGCCGACAGGUUUACUGCAGAAGAGGUUGACCAGAUGUACCAAUCCUCCCCGAUAGAUUCAGCUGGUAAUCUGGACUACAAAUCUCUCUGCUACAUCAUCACACACGGUGAAGAAAAGGAAGAGUAAACAAAGUCACCUCCACUUCCUCGACCCCUGGCAUUGCUAUAUUGUUUCCACCACCAGCUUGCAUCAACAGUGAAUAAACCAAAAUGUGAACAGUGAAUAAGC